This is a messenger RNA of Vitis riparia (riverbank grape), 885 nucleotides long. RefSeq lists its product as uncharacterized. Bases 1 to 885 code for a protein of 294 amino acids. Gene Ontology annotation, molecular function: nucleic acid binding; zinc ion binding. Lineage: Eukaryota; Viridiplantae; Streptophyta; Magnoliopsida; Vitales; Vitaceae. The transcript is spliced from 3 exons. The record is from RefSeq and is a predicted model, not a curated record.
AUGCCACCAAGAAGAGCAGCUUCUUCACAAAACAGUCAGGCUAAUGAUGAUGUACCCCCAGUUGAGGGUUUGCCUCCUGUGAGUGCAGAAGGGAUCUAUAGGUAUCUUGGGACACUAGCUGGUUUAGUUGAACGCCAAGCUCGAGCUGCUGGGACUAAUGUUCAGGGACAGUCUUCAUCUUCUAGGGGUAGCUCUUUUGAUGACUUCAAGAAAUUGGGUCCUCCUUACUUUUCUGGUGCUACAGAUCCCACAGAGGCAGAGGCUUGGAUCCUUAAGAUGGAGAAAUUCUUUGGUGUGAUAGAUUGCUCUGAGGAGCAAAAAGCCUCUUAUGCAGCUUUUAUGUUAGAUAAAGAGGCAGAUCAUUGGUGGCGUAUGACUAGGAGACUUUUGGAGGAUCAGGGACCCAUAACAUGGAGACAAUUUCGGGAGGCUUUCUACAAGAAGUAUUUCCCUGACAGUGUUAGGCGGCAGAAGCUUGGUGUCUAUUCAGAGGUUGUUGAUAGAGCCCUUAUAGCAGAGAAAGAUAAUGAGGAGCUUCAUCAGUAUAGGGAACAGCAAAGGAAGCGAAAUAGAAGUGAUGGUGCUCAUGGUAAUCAAGCACAGCGAAGGGCUACAUCAGGAAGAAAUCAGAAUAAAGGGAAGACAACGCAGAAUUUGGAUGGGAUUUGUCCUACUUGUGGCAAGAAGCAUGGGGGUAGGCCAUGUUAUAGAGAGACUGGAGCUUGCUUUGGUUGUGGGAAGCAAGGACAUUUGAUCAGAGAUUGUCCAGAGAAUAGGAAGUUCAUCACUGGGAAGCCUAAAGAGGAAAAUAAGGAGGAUAAACAGAAACCCAAAGCCCAAGGGCGGGUACUCUCCGAAUCCACACCUUAUUUGCUAGAGUCUUGA